Molecule: messenger RNA, 584 nt
Organism: Drosophila melanogaster (fruit fly)
Lineage: Eukaryota; Metazoa; Arthropoda; Insecta; Diptera; Drosophilidae
Exons: 2
Coding region: 58-363 (101 amino acids)
Source: RefSeq, marked reviewed
UUUUCUACUUUCGUUCUCUCUUUUCCAAAUUUUCAGCUUGCUGAUCAAUUAAACGGGAUGCGUCAUACCCAGAAGGUGCUGACAAGGCUGUGCCGUUUAUCCGCCGGAGGACUUAGACAGAAAUGCCGAUCCUUCAACCAACAAAACUUUAAGCCCAGCAUAGCCGACGAGGCUAACAAGCGCCCAACGCACUUUCAGUCCAUGCGCGAAUUCUUUAUGCAUCCGCUGACCUGGGACCGCAAUAACGGCUAUUUCAAUGUGGUUCUGGCUUUGUCCAUUUUCGGAUUCUGCUUCUUCAAUUCCUGCGCCCCGUGUGAACAGAAGAGGGGUGGCCUUGAGGAGCGAACCAACCGCCCGCAGUGAAACCGGUGGGCUAUCCUCGAAUCUUCUCAAACUCACCCUGAUUGCAGACGCAGACGAGCCCGGAAUUGGUCGAACGGCACUGAGCAUUCAUGUCGCACAAGGUCGGGUUGUUCAGACAGUUCUGCUCCUCGAUGCACACGUAUCCAUCUCCCUUGAAACCAGCGAUGCACUGGCACUCGUAAUUGGCCGGAUCCCUAUAAAUAUAUCAGCAGAAAUGUAUU